This is a messenger RNA of Effrenium voratum, 888 nucleotides long. The record is from the annotation of a GenBank genome assembly. NCBI's taxonomy places the organism in Eukaryota, Dinophyceae, Suessiales, Symbiodiniaceae.
AUGUUGAAUCUCAUUUUAGCAGUCAUCGUGGAAAGAGCCGCCGAAGCCAGGGAGAAUGACCACGAGGCGAAGAUCAAGAAAAAACAGGCUGAACGAGCCAGAAGCAUGGAAGACUUGGCCAGUCUAUGUGCCAGCAUGGAUGUGAAUAACAAUGGCUUGAUCUCCUUAGAGGAGAUGUUGAAAGGUUAUGAUGAGGUGGAGGAAUGCAAAAAACUCAUGGAGGUUAUGGAUUUGAAGAGGGACGACAUGGCCAUGGGUUUCAAUGUCUUAGAUUCAGAGAGCACACAAGAGGUCCCUUAUUUGGAGUUUUGUCAGCAUCUUGGGAGCUUCUUCAAGAGGGACCCCGUGAUCAUGCAUUCCCUGGUGAAAUACUCCGUGAUGGAGUUGCGCAAGGUUGUGGAGCAAGAUGUGGUGAGGCUUCUUCAGGAACAGUCAGAGAUGUUGAAGAGCUUGCUGGAAGGCAAGUCAUGUGUCGAGAUGAAGUUCUCAAAUCUCUCAGAUCUCUCACCCCAUCCCAAGGAGUCUAGAGCUGAUGAGCUGGGCCCCUUGUUAGCCAAGGCCCAGGACCUGGCGGAGACCGUCUGCGCCUCUGUGGCCUUAGACUCCGCCGAGGCCCUGCGCGUGUCGGUGGCGGAUCUGCGGGAGCGCCUGGAGCCGCAGAUGCUGCAGGUCUCGGUGGUCUCGGUGGACCUGCCGCAGGCGGCGCAGGCGGCGCAGACACCCCAGGCGGGUUGGUUUGAGGCCAUGUCAACGAGCAAGCGGAGCAAAAAGCGCUCAAGUCAGAAUGAAACGCCGCUGAGGGCAGAUGGCUGGAUAGGCUUACCCAGGUGUGGGUGUGAAACUGGGGAAGAGGCUUCUACAGUGGCUGUUCAAGUCACAGAUGAAUAG